AUGGCAUACGACAAUACCCGCACAGAUUUUCCGCAAAACGCACGUAAUUAUAGACGUUUUCUUUUUUGGGCUCCACCGGAGGCACUGUACGCACAGAUCAUUUACACGGCGCCCGAUGCAACAUGUGGUGUUAUGCAGCACCCUAACUCGAACGCAUUUACGCCCCCAUGUUUUGAUGGAGACCGUGGCCACCUGUUCGCAUUCCCAGGGAAACUAUGUUUUCACAUGGGUUUGCGAAUGACCGGUUUUGCUGCGGUACGCCGUUGGCGUGCUGCGGCGACUCUGCGUCACACUGGCAUCGACCAUCACCACAGCAUGCACAUUUACAGCGCCUCUUGUAUAUCGCAGCAUUUGUCUUUUUAUGCAUUGCCUGUACAAAAACAUUUUGGACCUUUCAAGACUUAUUUUCUGGACUAA
This is a messenger RNA of Plenodomus lingam JN3, 417 nucleotides long. The record is from RefSeq and is a predicted model, not a curated record. NCBI's taxonomy places the organism in Eukaryota, Fungi, Ascomycota, Dothideomycetes, Pleosporales, Leptosphaeriaceae.